Octodon degus (degu) is the source of this 675-nucleotide messenger RNA. RefSeq names its product testis expressed 51 (gene Tex51). Bases 1 to 675 code for a protein of 224 amino acids. The transcript is spliced from 8 exons. Lineage: Eukaryota; Metazoa; Chordata; Mammalia; Rodentia; Octodontidae. The record is from RefSeq and is a predicted model, not a curated record.
AUGCUGCCUCUUCUGCUCAUCUGCCUCCUGCCCAGGGCCAGCACGGAGAACUGUCUCCUCUGCUGGCCAGACUUGCCCGCCCUGCUUGACUAUGACCUUCAGAUCCUCUGGGGCACCCCAGGGCCGCCCACAGAACUCUCCCAGAGCCUCCACUCCCUCUUCCAAGACGAUGGCAUCAUGCUCCAACCCUGGUACCUUGAUCGAGAUCUUGUAGAAGAAGAGAUAGCCAUAUUCUUCAACGAAGUAGACCAAGCCAUUGGGAAAUUUAGGGAUGACAAAACAUUACUUCUGCAAGAGAUCGAUAUGCACAAGAAUCGCUUUGCCAAGAGGCUGAACAAAAGAGCGGGGGAGCUGAGGGAGCAGGCCUGCAGUGAGCCAUGUGAUAUCAACCCUCCAAUGAAGGUCAUCCAGUGUGCCAACUGCAGGGAGCACUUCCUGUCCUGCCAAGACCCUGUCCUCUGCUCAGCCAGGAACCUUCACAGCUACAAGUGGGAUUUGAUCCUCAUGAGCUUUGGGAUCAUGCUGCCCCUGGUCACAGCUGGAGGUGGAUGUUACUUCUUCUGGCGUAAGAAGAAAGAGACAGAAGAGGGACAAGGCAGCUUUUCAGCUCCCAGAAAUGAGCCAAAAGCACCGGAAAGCUCUCAUGGGCCUGGCCAUAAGCUCCCCAUCCUGUGA